AUAAUUACCACCGCCAAAGACAAGGUCUAUUUGUUUAUGCAAGGGAAAAUUUAACUUCUCAAAAAAAAAUCUAAUCGUUCUCCAGACAUUCUAUUUUACAUAAUUUUUACAGCUUUUCUUCUCUCUACUAUAAUUGCAUUGGAUCCUCUUUGCGGCUGAGGUUUCCAACAGAAUUCCCAUUCCAUUAGUUUUGCUGCGAACUUUUGUUCCGCCCUAAGGCAACGGGAAAAACGAGAAAAUAGGAUGAAUAAAAAACUCUUCCUCGCUUUGGAAAGUGGUGGUGUUCGAACCUUCCAAGAUUUUCACCGGCAGUUCUCACAUGUUCUGGAUGACCGUACAUUCGAAGGAGAUAGUGCUCUUCAUUGUGCUGCAAGGGAGGGCCAUCAACAUAUUGCUGAGUGGAUCCUUCAAAUGAAACCCUCUUUGGCUGGAGCUCGGAAUAAUGAUGAUAAUACGCCACUGCAGGAGGCUGCUAAAAGUGGUAAUCGAGAUCUCGUCGAUAUUCUACUUCGUCACAAUGGGAGUUGUGCCUGGCAGUGCAAUAUGUUUGGAGAGACAGCUCUAACAAUAGCUGCUAGGUAUGGCCACGUGCAAACAGUUAGAUCUUUGUUGGAAGCAAUGCCGUAUAAUGAUACUACCGAAACCCAUCAAUCUCUUAGGGAGGCAACUUACUGGGAAGAUACAGUUGCGAUCUGCCAUCUGCAUGCAGCCGUGCAUGGAGGAAAGCUAGAGGUUGUAGUUGCAAUACUGAAUGAUCGUGCUUGGCGUAACGAGUUAAUGAUAGAGAAGGAUAAGUCUGGAAGAUGCGCAGUUCAUGUAGCAGCCAUGAAAGGCCACUGGAACAUAAUAAGUGAAUUUAUCUCCUUAAUGCCAGACUGUAUUGAAAUCCGUAGUUUAGAUCAUAAAUCUGUUCUGCAUUUUGCAGUGGAAUAUAAUCAAUUUGUGGUAGUGAAGAAUCUUCUAAAAGGGAAAAAGGACAAAAAAAUAGCGCAAUGGGUAAGCCGCGACCAUGACCUCAUUGAUCACAAUACAGCGCUACAUUUGGCAGCGAAAAAUGCAGUGGAUCCCCAGAUAGUGGAGCACCUUGUCUCAUUACCUGGUCUAGACAUCACUGCCCUGAACAGUGAAGGCAUGACUGCACUUGACAUAGCUUCAAAAGCUGUCCAAGAUAACCCUAAUUCUGCCAUCAUUGUAAAGCUUCUGAAGCCCAAACGGAAAUGGCAGCAAGGGAUAGACAAAGAUAUGAUAAAUACACACAUGGUGGUGGCAUCGCUGAUUGCCACCGUCACAUUUGCAGCCAUCUUCCAAAUCCCGGGGGGAAUUGAGGAUGACAAAGAAAGUGUACACUAUGGAGCUGCCAGGCUGGGAUUUGCUAAACUUUUCAGACUGUUCAUCUUCUCUGACACUGCGGCCUUCAUCACUUCCCUUUCAGUGGUUGUUGAGUGGUUAGUACAACAGAAGUUUCAGAACACUUAUCUGGCAUGGUUAGAUACAUAUAUGCUGUCCGAUAUGUCUGGGGUGACCUUGCUAAUUGCAAUCUUGUGGACAACAAUUGCAUUUAUGAGUGCCAUCAUUAUCGUCAUCAUACCCUAUAAUUUUGAGAGCUUGAAAAGCAAGCAUGGAGAUGUUUUCUCAAAAUAUAAAUUGCUUUUGGAAUACGAAAUCUUUCUUGCACUCAUCACAUCAUAUUUGGUUGCCAGCACGCUUGCUUUCGUAUUUCAAAUGUUUACAAAGAAACUGAAAGUUGCCCGUAAUCCCAGCCGAGGCGUGUUUUUUCAUUUGUGUAUGAUCACGAUUUUCAUUCUUAUAUGUACUUUUAAAUGAGCGAAAUAUUUUGUUCGUUCUAUGCUACUCUAAAUAUUGUUUCCAUAUAAUAUUAUGCAGUAAUUUGGGGACCAAUUGGAGCAUAUGCAUAGAUUGUCUGUAAAGAGGAGAGGAACUGCUUGUGUGUGUUGAAUUUAUCUGGAUAUACUGUCAAACGAUCCAAUUUA
Cryptomeria japonica (Japanese cedar) is the source of this 1991-nucleotide messenger RNA. RefSeq names its product ankyrin repeat-containing protein At5g02620. The transcript is spliced from 2 exons. The record is from RefSeq and is a predicted model, not a curated record. Gene Ontology annotation, molecular function: protein phosphatase 1 binding; protein phosphatase regulator activity. Gene Ontology annotation, cellular component: plasma membrane. The coding region runs from base 244 to 1824 and encodes 526 amino acids. NCBI's taxonomy places the organism in Eukaryota, Viridiplantae, Streptophyta, Pinopsida, Cupressales, Cupressaceae.